AUGCCAGAAGAUGCUUUGUUGGGUGCUUGGAAAAAAUCUGCUCAUAAGCUAUGGGUGAAACGACUAAGACGUACCUCAUCUUUGGCUGAGCUUUUGCAGGUUCUUGGUGAUUUUGUUGGUGUCAUCAACGAGGAACGAUUAUGUGAAUGCAAUAGUGCAAGUUGCACUUUGGCUGGUGAGAUUGGAUGCCUUAAUUGCUUCAUACUUGGAAAGAGCCCAUUCUCAGAAAAGGCUGGAAAUUAG
Prunus armeniaca (apricot) is the source of this 243-nucleotide messenger RNA. The record is from the annotation of a GenBank genome assembly. Lineage: Eukaryota; Viridiplantae; Streptophyta; Magnoliopsida; Rosales; Rosaceae.